AUGACGAAAACGCAAAAAUCUGCGAUCUUGAUCCCAGCAUUACCACACAGGACUGUCGCAGUGGAGCGGCCACCAAGCAAAAAAAGUUUCAUGAGGGCCCCUGCAAGACAAAAAAAGGUACUUUUUGAUGUCAUUGGAAGUUAAUUCACACAAAAAUUUACAAUGAAGCUUUGUGAAAUCUACCAAAAACAUGUUUUUCGUGAAAAUAAUACUGUUUGAGAAAAAAUAAAACCAAGAAAUAAAUCAUAUGACUGGAAAAAAUAAUUGUAUAUUGAGAACUUGAUACUUUGUAAGAAAAAAAAUAUUAAAAAAAUUAUUUUUAGAUUAGUGCACACCUGAUGCGGAAAUUUGAACGAGAAGCUGACGAAAGACGUAUCAAAGCACUUCGAGCCGCUUUGGAGCAGGAGAAAAAGACGAGAAGAAUCGAAGUAUCGAGGAAAAUGGAAAAGGAGAAGCUGCUCAAGGCUGCAGAAGUUGCAGAAAAGAAACACGAGUGAGUUUAUCUCAAUUACUUGAACAGACACUGCUUUGAAUUUUUCCUCGAUUCGAAUUUUGAUCUUUUACAGGCCCAUUUUCAAGAAAAGACCAACUUCUCACUGCUCCAUCGUCCUCCAACAAACGGACACAAACGCGGUCAUCACGCUCAAAAAGCCUCUUAGCAACGUCAACGUGCAGCCGAUCACUACGAAUGAACGUAAGGACGUGGAGGAUGGGCCUACGCGCAAGCUGCCUCACAGUGCGGAGAAGACCCAAGGAACUUUCGUCACCAAACAGAAGUUCUCGGACAGUAACGAGCAGUCAUGCAAAUCGCGCAACAUCCAACCAAUCUUCGGAGACAAAUCCAAACACACGGAGAAGAAGUCGGCGCUUGAUCGGCCUUGCAAAGCGGACAAGGUCCAGCCGAUCAGUGACAACAAACCGAAGCUCCCGAAUGAUAUUACCAAGGACAAGCGGCCUCUCCCUGCGGGCAAGGAUCUUCCAACCACGGAGAAAAAAAUCAAAAUGCCCGAGAAUAGACCUGAGCUCAAGUUUCUCUACAAAACGGAGAAAAAGCAGUCAACCGUUACAGACGAAUCCAAGCUCCGGGAGAAUGAAUCCACUCUCGAUCGGCCUUACAAGACGAACCAAGUCCAGUCGACCACAAUCGAUAAACCGCAGGUAAUUUUUUCAUUCUAAUAAAAUCUGGAUCAUAAAAGCAGUAAUUCUUCAUUUAUGUUGAAGAACUCGCUUUGAUUGCAAAAUAAUGGAAUCAAAAAAUAAAUUGGAAACAUUUUCAGGCUUCUACAAUUCCAGCCAUCAAUCAAAUCGACCAAGUCCAAGCUCAGAAUCCAGCACAAGCAGCUCCACCCGCUCCAGUUCGAGCUCUUGCGCAGGCUGAAGUUGUACUCGAUCGCUACGUAUACUGCCCAGGAAAAGCUCAUUCCCACAAGCCGAGUAAGAUAUUCUUUCCAUCAAUGAACAUAGAUUUGUGAAAAAGAUUUAUACACAAUUUUUGGAGUUUCUGAAAGUCUAGGUGUUUUGAGGCGUUUUUCGAACGCGAAGGGAACUUUUUUUCCUAUCUUAGAUAAAAUCUGAAAUGAGUAGUAUGGCCUUAAAAUUACAUCAAAGUGUUCAAUACCAUAGUAGUUUUUUCAGUUUACGGAAAGCUGAAGAAAAGCAUCCCCCGAAAGAGGUGGAAUGGAAAGCUGGUCACCAAGUGAGUUCUACUCCGUUAUUUUCAAAGGAUCAAGCGACUUUUUUCAGUUGUCGAAGUUGUGGUUUCUUUCCUGUGUACUUGCUUCCCUAUUGUGAAGCAAGCGGGCCGCUUAUCAAGGGUCCUGGAGAAGUACCGUCUGUAGCAAAGCAGGAAAAGAUCCCACCUUUCAUCAUCAACAUCGGCGAACUCAGAAAGGCUCAAAAGCUUCGAAAAAAGAUUCCUUUGGUUAAAAUUGAUCUCAUGGCUCUUUCUAAACUUCCGACCUCUCCAAACGCUGCUCGGAGCGUUUUGAGAAAGAUUGGAAAACACUAA
This is a messenger RNA of Caenorhabditis auriculariae, 2008 nucleotides long. The record is from the annotation of a GenBank genome assembly. Lineage: Eukaryota; Metazoa; Nematoda; Chromadorea; Rhabditida; Rhabditidae.